Molecule: messenger RNA, 1453 nt
Organism: Cladophialophora immunda
Lineage: Eukaryota; Fungi; Ascomycota; Eurotiomycetes; Chaetothyriales; Herpotrichiellaceae
Exons: 4
Coding region: 414-830 (138 amino acids)
Biological process (GO): endoplasmic reticulum to Golgi vesicle-mediated transport
Cellular component (GO): endoplasmic reticulum membrane; COPII-coated ER to Golgi transport vesicle
Source: RefSeq, a predicted model, not a curated record
AUCCAACCCGCAGCUGCCAACAACCUGGGAAUUCGUGAAUUUUGCGUCUUCCCCACGACUGAUCUCAUUGACCAUUUCACACUUGCGUCUUGUCACUGGUACCUGUUUUGUCCACCACCCUGCGGCCACCUCACUCCACAACCAGCGCUCACAAGGCCAGCUUGUCCUUCAAGUUCACACCCUCCGCGACCACAUAACUUUCCAGCUGCGCUUAGUCUGCGCCCUGUUCGAGGCGUCUUCCCUUGCCUGAUCCCCGCCCUGGUUAGGCCUUGCAAAGCUCGACGUCGGCUCUCCGUGCGCAACUCGCAACCUCUCCUCUUACAGUACGUUGCUCGCGACAACCAUCGGUUAGGCUCUUUUGCGUAUCUGGAGCUAUCCUACCGUCGUUGCUGUGGUCAAGACACUCAUCCAAAAUGUCGGGCGAGGCGUGGUUAUACCUGCUCGCCGUCCUAAUAAAUGCCGUCAACCUCUUCCUGCAAGUCUUCUUCACCAUCAUGUACAGUGAUCUCGAGUGUGACUAUAUCAACCCCAUUGAUCUCUGCAACCGUCUCAACACCUACAUUGUUCCCGAAGCUGCUGUCCAUGCCUUCUUGACAUUCCUCUUCCUCAUCAACGGAUACUGGUUGGCACUACUGUUGAAUCUACCGCUUCUGGCAUUCAAUGCAAAAAAGAUCAUCGAGAACCAGCAUCUGCUUGAUGCCACCGAAAUCUUCCGAAAGUUGAACGUCCAUAAAAAGGAAUCAUUUAUCAAACUCGGCUUCCACCUGAUCAUGUUUUUCUUCUAUCUGUACAGCAUGAUCGUGGCUUUGAUCAGGGACGAGUCCAACUGACUACGCGGCGAAAUGUCACAUGCGAUGAAGCACGGCAGUUACUCCUGAUGACGAUCGCCUGCUGCUAUGCAGUCAGACUGCAGCAGCCGAGAUGGGGGGGGCUUUUAGUGGUGGGGAAGAGGAUGAUCAUGGAAAGUGGCGACGGCUGAGAACGAGCAAAAGGUCAGUGGCAAUGUCCAUCGCCUAAGGCUCUUCCGUCUGGGUCGUCGACAUUAGCCAAGGACUAAGUGGUCCCUCGGCGGUUCAGUUAAUGCACAAGAGGCGGUGCAAGCAGCGGUGGCAGUCAGGGGGCCGAAGAUGCUCACAUGGUCAAGAAUUGGAAGGACGGAAUUUCCCAAAACUAUGUGGUUGGUUUAUCUGUCUGCUACUCGACUUGUACGGCCGAGACAUGAGAUACGACGAGAAGGAAGAGUUCCGAUAUGUUUCAGCCGGUGGAAUGUGUGAUAGGGAGCUAUUUUCCAACGGCGUUGCAAGCAUGGUGGCACCAGUCCUGUUUUGCAGAAAUGAGAGAUAGCCAUCUUUUGUAGUGCUGAAAUCCUAACCACCGACUGGCUUCUCUGCGCACUGCAAGCUCUGAUGUUGUCCAAACUCUGCGGAAUGCCUUGGUAAAGCCACGAUUAAUC